Molecule: messenger RNA, 1638 nt
Organism: Photinus pyralis (common eastern firefly)
Lineage: Eukaryota; Metazoa; Arthropoda; Insecta; Coleoptera; Lampyridae
Product: pupal cuticle protein 36-like
Exons: 2
Coding region: 675-1571 (298 amino acids)
Source: RefSeq, a predicted model, not a curated record
GCCAAUCAUGUUAUACUCAAUUUUUAUAUUGCAUCUUUCGCAAAUUUCUUUUGGCUAAUUUAUAAUUUUUUUUUCAAUAAUACGCCAAAUUUGUAAAUAAUGGAAGAUAUUUUUAUAUUCUUGAUCUUUAACCUUUUUUUUAUUGUCAACUUGACACCCCGCCGCGUGUUAUGAUCGCAUCUAUUGCAAAAGUUCACCGUUGUAAACCGUCUUUAAGGCUUGUUAAAGAUGUAAAUGUUAACAAUUACGGUUUUACUAGCAAGCUUAUGUAAAAAGAGUAAUAAAGCGCGUCAUACUAGAAAUUGUUUUAUACGCCGUAAUAAUCUUGAUCAUUAUUACAAUAAUGCAAGUGGACUGUAUGAAAUUUUAAUUUUGUCAUCGAUAAAAUUGAAUGGUGUAACUUUGUUACGCAAUUUCCCAAAAAAGACAAGUACAAAUUCAUCAUUUAAAUUGCCACCAUCAACAAUGAGCAAACGCAUUUCUGUACUCUCUCCUCUUUUACAUAUUGUGCGUUAACAAAAUUAGGAAGUUGGGUUCCAAUUUUUCCUACUCCAAUCGAAUUUUUCUUGUCAAUUAGUGGAUUGACUUUGGGAGGGGACGUGCAAUUUUUGUAUAUAUACAAGGGAGUGUAUGCAACGAGUAUUGAGUUUCAGCUUUGUGAAUUACAAGGUACAAUGAAAUUUGUAACGGUCAUCUUAUCGCUGGUCGCGGUAAUUAAUGCCAGGCCGGACGUGUCGCAUCUACCCACUGGUAGUUACUUACCAUCGGGGCAUUUAGGUGAAUCGUCUGGACAGUUUGGCAGUAUAAGCAGUUUGGGCGGCCAGUUCGGUGGUGGUCAGACCAGUUUUGGUGGUGGUCAGGCCAGUUUGGGUGGACUAGGAGGCCAGAGCAGUUUUGGGCAGACAAGUUUCGGUUCUCAAAGUACGUUUGGAGGUGGUAGCUAUGAAGGACAUACUGGAGGCAUAGGCGUUGGAGGUAUCGGUGUGGGUGGAGGUUUCCAAGAUCAGAAGCACGUCUAUUUCUUCGCGGCACCUGAAGAAGAAAGCUCAGGCCGUCUUCGCAUUCAAAUUGUGCCCAACUCCCAACGCAACACUAAGAUCAUCUUCGUCAAGGCACCAUCUUAUGGAGCCGUACAGCCCGAAGUUAUCGCGCCACCUUCAAUUUCUGAAGACAAGACCCUUGUCUACGUAUUGGUCAAACGUCCAGAUCACGGUGGAUCUAUUUCAAUCCCUGCUGGUGCCGGCGUCAAAGCCUCCAAACCCGAAGUUUACUUCAUCAAGUACAAGAGUCAACAAGACGCUCGUCAGCUAAUUUCUGGUGGACUUCAAGGGCAACAAGUCGGUGCUAACGUUCCCGAUUUAGGAAACGAAGCCAGCUUUGUAAGAACAUUAGAUAGCGGUGUCUCAAACGUGGGACUCGGUAGCACUAGCUUUACGUCGGGAACCUCUCAAGGAACUAGCAUCGGAUCUAUAGGAUCUCACACCUCCGGAUCCCAUUCCAGCGGCAUAUUUACGAGUGGUACAUCGGGAUCGAGUCAGUACGGACCUGCGGGAGCCAGCGGACCUUACUAAGGCCAUUGUAAACGUGUAUACUGGGUAUUUCUCAUUUUGCAAACAUAAUUUGCGAGGUUGGGGAUCG